ACUAAUUAUUUAUUAUAUUUAUCUAUGUACUUAUUUAAUUAUUUAACAAUACGAUGCCAGUAAGGGAUCUAUAUCAACGAACCUUCUAUUCUGACAUUCCUGAAGAUGGCAAGGAAAUUGAAAUCUCUAAUAGUAAAAAGUUUGGGCUUCUGUUUUUUAAGUUAGCAACUAGAGAAUGGCGAGAUUGGGUUUCUAAAAUUUUAGUGAUAUUUUCCCCAUCUAUUUUUCUACUAUAUUUUAUUGUUUUGCGGAUAUUAAUCAGUGUUGAAAAACAACCUGUACAAAAAUACGACCCAAUUGAUUUGGAAGAUUCAUGGAUUUCGAUGUUGCAGUUGUAUACAGAACGUAAGGAUAAUCUGACUUUGGAGUUAUUAUCAAAUAAUAUCAUGACUCUUGAAGAUAUUAUCAAUAAUUUUCCUCAUGAUGUAUAUAUACCACGACUUAUUGUCUCCUAUGCCCCUGGGAAUCGUGAAGCAUUUGUCCAAAUAAUGGAAUUGGCAGCAGAAAAAUUAAAUCGUAUUGAAUUGAAAUCCUUCGAUACUUGCAAACAAUUGCGUGAAAAUAUGAUAGUUAAUUUUUACUUGGCUGGAGUUUGUUUCGACGAAGAAAUACUAAUUUCGGAUCCUACCGAGUCUAAAUAUUUAGUUGGUAUUUAUCCGAAUAGACUUAAUUUUUCUCUUAUAUUUCCAAGCGAACUGCGGAACUAUCACGAUUCUUUCAUUGGCGGGAAUUGGAAAUCAGAUGUGUUAUUUGAUACACGUGCUAAGUUGGAAGAUCGUCUCAGUGAAGAUAAUGACGGCGGCUACGUUGGUUAUGUACGCGAAGGUUUUAUUCCGUUACAGGAUGCAAUCUCAUCUGCAUACAUUCGAUUAUCAAGAAAUCUUUCAGAAAUUAUUAAUGUAAAUUUGCAACGUUUUCCGUAUAGUUCACACGACUUUGAUGAAUUGACGAAUAAAAUUGAAAUAAGUUUUCCUCUCGCAAUAAUAUUAGGAUAUGUAUUUCCUAUAAUCAAUUUAAGCAAGCAUAUAAUGUAUGAUGACAAGAAAGGUGUAAUGGCUGCACAAAAGAAUUUAGGAAUACCUUAUUGGUUACAGACCUCCGUUUCAUUUUUUAAUGGAUUUCUUAACAUGUUUGUUGGCUCAUUCUUCGUAUCUUUGUUAAUUGUGUAUCACUGGAAUAAAGGCGCUGGUAUAUGUGGCGAUAGUUCGUGGAGCACUAUUUUGUUUUUAUUUACAGCUUUCAACCUCGCAUCAGUUGCAUUUUGCAUGCUGGUGUUAUCCUUUAUCAGUCGUGUAGAAUGCUCACAUAUGCUGCUUGUAAUUUUAUGGAUUAUCACUUACUUACCCUAUAUGCAAAAAAAAAACGUUUCCUCGGAAAAUUUCUCAUCUGUGAUUUAUGUAUAUCUAUUUUCAAAUUCGGCAAUGGGAGAGGCACUAACCAACCUACAAGUAUAUGAGGAAUAUAAUUAUGGCAUACAUUGGGAAAAUUUGUUCGCUUCAGCAAUCAUAAAUUCAAAAUUCAGGACAGGAUCACUAAUUUUAAUUUUAUUAGCACAAACAGUAGUGUAUAUGGUAAUCGCAUUAUCUGUGCAAAAAAUAAGUUUCAUUACCAAAAAAAAAUGGAAUUUAAAUACUGCUACUAUAGACACUCCAGGUUCUACAUACGAACAAAUGACAAAUCGCUUCCGUAAAACUGAAGUUAUCGAAGUUGAUGUAGGAUACAAAAAAGUUGUUGUGGAGUUAAGACGUGUAACUAAGGUUUAUGAUAAAAUACCUGUACUACAUAACGUGUCAAUGACUAUGUGUGAGGGCGAAAUCACCGUGUUAAUGGGACACAACAGUUGCGGUAAGACGACACUAUUAUCCAUGAUUGUGGGCCUUAUUCCACCAACAAGUGGCACAAUUAUUGUUAAUGAUUAUAAUAUAUGUAAGCAUCCAGAACUAGGAUUAAAAAAUAUUGGUAUAAGUGUCGGUGAAACCAUGCUAUUUACUAAUCUAACAGUAAGGGAACAGCUUUCAUUUUUCUGCUCUAUUAAGGGAAUGGAUUUUGUAGGUACACAAUUGGAAGUUGAGAAAUAUAUGGCUUAUAUGAAAAUAACAGAUAAAAGUGAAUGGCUUACUCAAACUCUGUCAACUGGCGUAAAACAAUAUUUGGAAGUUUGUUGCGCUCUAAUUGGAGGCAGUAAAGUGGUUAUACUUGAUGAACCUAGUAUUGGCAUGGAUAUGGUAUCACGCAAAUUGCUUUGGAAAUUAUUGCUAGAAGAAAAGUUUCAUCGAACAAUUAUCCUGACUACUCAAUCUUGUGAUGAAGCUGAUUCCUUAGGUGAUCGCAUAGCAAUGAUAUCUGGUGGGAAACUUCAAUGCUGUGGUUCAAGUUACUUUUUAAAAAACAUGUAUUGCAGCGGUUAUCGUUUGACAAUUAUUAGAGGAGCGUAUUGUGUAACAGAACAUGUUACUGCAAUAAUAUCAGAAUACAUACCGGACGUUCAGCCUGAAUACGUUCUCGGUAACGAAAUCUCCUACAUACUUGAUGAGAAGUAUUUGCUUAAUUUCCCUGAGCUGCUUGAUAAACUUUAUGCGGAACGAGAUACUCUCAAUAUACUCAGUUGGUCGAUUAGUGAGAAAUCUUUACACGACGUAUUUAUGCAAAGGGGUAGCGAAGUACCAAGUUUUGGUGAACGGAAACGCCAUACGCAGAUAAUGAGUGGAAUAUCUUCAAAUGAGCAUGAACAUAGCAAAUUUCUAACCAUUUUUGAGUACGAACCACUCAAAGGCUGUCAAUUGUGGAUCAGUCAAACCUAUGCAAUGGUUUUAAAACGAGCUGCUUUCCAAAAAAGCUACAAAGCUUUGACUUUAUUACAAUUCACUACUCCUUUUAUAUUUCCGCUAUUAUCUCUUUUUUUUACGAAAUUAAAUAUUCAUCGUCAUCAAAUAACUUCAAUGACAUAUAAUAUAAAUCAAUAUUCAAAAUCUACAACAGUUUUACAUACAGCGCAUAAUUUAGAAACAACGAUCUCAGAUAUGUCUGACAUGUAUCGAGAAAACGUAUUUUGGUAUUCCAAGGGACAUAGGCUUGAAGUGUGUGAAAAUGAUGACUUUGAACCAUAUAUUAUACGAAAAAUUGAAGAUCGGGCCGAUUUUGUAAAUCAUGACUACUUAGUUGCAGCGAGUUUUAAAAAUGACGCAAUAACAGCUUGGUUUAAUAAUUAUCCAUUGCAUACGGCUCCACUAAGUCUUAAUAUGGUAUAUACUGCUAUAGCACAAACAUAUGAUACAAAUUCUUAUAUAACUGUUUCGUUCGAACCUCUACAUUUCUAUACAAAGUUCACACCAACUUUGGACACGUUAUGGAGUCAAGAAUCGAUAGGAUAUUCCCUUCCUCGUAAUGUUGCACUUUGUUUUGCCAUCAUGUGGCCAUUUCGUUGCACCUAUUUCACAGAAGAACGUGUUUCCGGGUUUAAGCUUCUUCAAGUUAUAUCAGGAUUAAAAAAGCCUAUUUACUGGCUAUCUUCAUUCAUAACAAAUAUGGUGUUUAUUACAAUGCAAAGCGUUAUAAUAGUGCUUAUUAGUAUAUGUUUCAUUUACUCGAAUUUUGGACAAUUUAAUAUAGCAAUAUGGUAUCUACUUGUUCUCAUAAUAUCAGGAGCAACUACCAUGACUUUGACGUAUGUAAUUUCGCUUUGUUUCGAUGACUCUCAAACUGUAUAUGGAAUUGUAGUCAUAUCGCUCCUCUUAAAUAUUGUUUGUCAUUGUUUGCACUUUGAAGUUUUCUACAGGGGCGAGGAAAGCUACGGGCGAGGAGAUGUUCUGCACGUGAGUUACCAAUGGCUUUUUUGUAUACUUCCAUUCAUUUCACUAACUAGAGCGCUUGAAAAAAUUUUUCGAAUUGGAAACUUAUCUGCUAUGUGUAGAGAUAGAACUAUAUCUACAAUAUCUAAAUACAUGGAGGACUGUAAAGUAACACCUAACUGCUGUGAACCACUUCAUCCAUUUCAAUGGGGAACUGGUAUAAAAAGAGAAAUCACAUGCCUGAUGUUCACAUUUACAAUAUCUUGGAUAAUAAUAAUUUUAUAUGAGAAUAAGUACAUAAAGUCGGAAUUUAAGAUGUCUAAAAAAUUAAAACAUAUACAAGAAAAUGUUGCUAUAGCUGAAUAUGAAAGUCGACAUAGUGAUAAAAUGCUUCAAGUUGAAGAAAAUGUAAUAAGUGAAAAACUUAAAAUCGAUCAUAUGACACAUGAAGAUUACUUCAGGACUCCACUUAUUUGCAAUCGUAUAAGUCUGUACAGAAAAGGCUUUAUAACAAUAAAGGAACUUUGUUUAACCGUAAGCAGAUUUGAAUGCUGCGGACUUCUUGGCACAAAUGGAGCGGGCAAAUCAGCUCUUCUUAAAUUGCUUAUAGGCUAUUUGCCAUUAAGUGAAGGUAAAAUAUUUGUCGAGGGAAUUUCUUUCCAUACACAAAAGGCUGAAGUUUAUAAAAUAAUCGGAUACACAGCAGAUAGAAAUUUAUUUAUGUUGGAAUAUACGGGUGGAGAAAUUCUAAAAAUUCUUUCACUAUUACGUGGAAUACCGCGCAACAAAAUAAAUCAUUUCAUUAAUAUUAUAUCCAAAAUCUUAGGCUUAAACAAGUUUUUAAAUAUGUCAAUAAGAUAUUACUCAAUGGGCUACAAAAGACGAUUAAACUUUGCCGCCGCAUUAAUAGGCAACCCCCAUCUAAUCUACUUAGAUAAUCCAACUCUUGGAAUCGAUAGCGCUGGUUGUCGAGUAUUAUGGAAUAUGAUAUCAAAACUACAAAGGAGUGGUAAAGCUAUAUUCUUAUCUACCAACACGAGCACCGAAUGUGAACUGUUAUGUAGUAAAGUUGCUAUUAUUUCUAAAGGUAGGCUUUGUGCCAUUGGCGUACUAUCCCUAUUAAAUACCACACUAGCUGAAGGAUAUUUGUUUAAAGUAAAGGUGAAAAGUAUAACGAUGCAAGCUAUUCUGCGAAAAAAAAUUAUUCGCAAUCAAUUCUUUAGCUUACAAACAUUUAUGGAAUCUCAGUAUCCGAGCGCAUAUGUGAGAGGAAUAUGGGGUAAUGUUAUAAUAUACACUAUACCCUAUGAAAGUCAAGUAUCUAUAUCAGAUAUUUUUAGUAAGAUACAAAGUAAUUCGUACAAUUUGAAAAUUGAAGAUUUUCAGUUGUAUAGCAAUUCGGUUUCAAUGAUGUUCCAUACAAUUGUAUAGCUACAAGACAAUUUCAUUACUACCGCAAAAAAGUUAAUGUAUUUAACUUCAUAUUAUAAUAUGUAGAUGUACUAUCAAACAAAUUAUUAAU
Teleopsis dalmanni is the source of this 5310-nucleotide messenger RNA. Its product is annotated as ATP-binding cassette sub-family A member 3-like. NCBI's taxonomy places the organism in Eukaryota, Metazoa, Arthropoda, Insecta, Diptera, Diopsidae. The coding region runs from base 54 to 5219 and encodes 1721 amino acids. Gene Ontology annotation, biological process: transmembrane transport; lipid transport. Gene Ontology annotation, molecular function: ABC-type transporter activity; ATP hydrolysis activity; lipid carrier activity. The record is from RefSeq and is a predicted model, not a curated record. Gene Ontology annotation, cellular component: intracellular membrane-bounded organelle; membrane. The transcript has 11 exons.